CUUGUCAACGUUUUUACCGGGAAAAAUUAAGUUAAAACACCUUUUAUUAGCUCUCCGCGUCACGCGCGACGUCACGUCGCCGGUCGCUGCAUGCGUGAAAAUUGCCGGUAGUACAAAAUUUUCGUAAUGCUUGUAACGUGCUACGUUUCUCCAAUAAUUUAAUGUGGAAUAAGUAGUGUGUACCGUUUGACGAUGAACAAUUAAAAAAUGUCUAUACUGCGUAAAAGGCCGUUCGUAAAAGCUGCGAUUUGUGUUACGUUACUUCGAGCCCAGUGCCAAGCAGAGAAUUGAAUAUUAAGAGGUUACGAUGACUUCGGAACUUUCGACCAGCGCUAAAUGCAAGGAACAUUUAAUAUGGAGAAUGUUUAUGGCCAUAGUGACCAGCGUCUGUGUACAAUUUAUAUUUAUGACCUUUGUCAUACUGAUAGUAAAUUUCCGAAUAAUGCAUCCGCUGACAUGGAUCAUAAAUACGUGGAAUGCAGUAACGUGCUUCCGGACUUGGAGUUACUUCCUUAUUUUAGCCACGGUGAUAUUCCUGCAGGGUGUGAUAUGCAGUAAGGAUUACUUAACAGCUCCCGUCUAUCGAAAAAGCAGAUUCUCGAUCGUCUGUAACAUGUUCAAACCACACAAUUUGCUUGUUGGAGGAUUGCACAUAUUAGUCGGUGGCGUGCUAGUCUGGCUUCAUUUAUCCCUGCAGGAUGAACGCCUUGGUUUGCUGACCGUUAAUUGCGACGGAGAAGAAACAUGCCUCGUUGAAGAAAACUUUUUCCUACUGCUCGGCGGCUUUUGGAUCGGCUUUUACUUCUUUGUCAAAUCAAAUUUUCAUACGACACAUCUACAGUUCCCCAUUGUGCCCCGAUCGAAGUUCUCUCAAAUCAAAGGUGGAAUUGGAUACCUUCUACCACACGCUGCAAUGAACGCCUUGUCACCUGUUCUAUGCUUCAUAUUCUUUUACUAUAUCGAUGGAGGAUACUGCAGAGAAACUGUGCUUUCUAUUUUCUCUAUAAAAAUGAAGGAUGUACCGCUAGACACACUUUACGGACUGCUAAACAUAUCUCUGUUCUUUUAUACCUGGCUAUUCACCACUCUCUUCCUCCUAACAACAUACACGAUGCAUUUGUCAUUCGAAGCUCAUCUGACACAAAGGAUGGUUUUUGACAUUGAACAGCAAAGCUUAUUUGCCGAUCAAUCCUCUGGUAUGUGUCUUGCGGACGCAUUGGCCACCGACCAAGUACCUAUCAUACAACAUUUGGCCUACUACGACUUGGUUACGCUGGCGCAGAAAGAGAAGCCACGCAGAUCGAUAUUAUUCACUCUCAGUACUCCAGGCGGUCGUCCAUGCAACUGGAAUAGUAUAGCUGUAAAAUGCAUGGGGCUGUUGAACAGUUUUACUCUAGAAGUCAACCAAGCAUGUGCUACAAAUCACAAGCUGUUAUCUGGGCCAACUAAUACAUCAACACCUGGAAAGUUGUCCGAAACGUCUUACCCUUACAAAAUGAGAAAUUUGACUGCUGCUAGACUCCUUGCGCCAAAUUUGGACUCUACGAUCCCUCCUCUGCCUAAACAAAACUCUAACGGAGAUCUGUUCAUCACUCAGUUUCUUAGGAGUAAACGACAGGAAUUCAUAACAUACCUAUUAUCAGUGCCCAUGAUCAGAUACGUAUUUGAAGAGACUUUGGAAGAAAAGAUACGUUAUAUAUUCAGGAAUGCUCAACCGGUUAUAUGGGCUGCGGAAGGUAUUUCUUCAUUGAUUGUGAUUUCCCUUAAAGAGGAUCAGUAUGGGGUAAUACAACAAGACUUGCCAACGAUCAUCAGAACUUUGUUAUCACUAAAGGAAGCUUUGGAUAAAUUACACAAGGCUAAUAUAUUUGUGAAAAAAUCACAGAGUGACGACAAAGAGAUAAGGCAAAUGAUGAUGUGCUUAAUAAGUACGAUUAAGCGCAGUAUUUAUAGAAUUACCACCACAUUUAAAGACUAUAUUGAGGACUUGCCGCUAGAACCAGAUAUUAUAGGACAGCUGCAGAGCUUUCUAUCUUAUAGAGAGUAAAAAACAUGCAUUUUCUAAGACUAUAUUUCAUAUUUGUAACACACUGUGACUGGAACAUUUUGUUUAUUUUUAUUUUUUUUUGCUCAAUCACUAAUUUUAUAAUAUCUUUCUGGUUAGCAGAUUCGUACUAUAUAUUGAAAAAAUUUGCCAUCCCUAACCAUAUUACUUCCAACAUGAAAUUAAUUCUCAUUUUUUUAUCCCUGUUUAUAUUAAUGGAACCAAUUUACUGAUAAUUAUAGUUUACCUAAAAUAAUUAAGUAGUGUUUUUAUUAUUGUUGUGAACAGAAUGAUUUGUAACUUUUUAAGUUCGAAACUGUUAUUAUGGGAUGAAUAAAGUCAAAUUGUGCAUACUGUGUAAAUCUACAGAAGUGUUCUGUGGAAUAAAAUUGGUAUUCUUCUAUAAAACUUUUACUGUUUCUUUAACAAAAGAAACAAAUUCGACUUGUUACUCAAUUGAUAUUGAAGAAUCAGUUGAAAAUGGUACUAAUUAAAUUAGGUGAAAUUUUGAUGGAAGGGAGACUAUAAAAAAUCUGGUGGCAUUUUAGAUUGU
Molecule: messenger RNA, 2597 nt
Organism: Neodiprion virginianus
Lineage: Eukaryota; Metazoa; Arthropoda; Insecta; Hymenoptera; Diprionidae
Gene: Ndc1
Product: nucleoporin NDC1
Exons: 1
Coding region: 308-2047 (579 amino acids)
Biological process (GO): nuclear pore organization
Cellular component (GO): nuclear pore transmembrane ring
Molecular function (GO): protein-macromolecule adaptor activity
Source: RefSeq, a predicted model, not a curated record